AUGGAAACCGAAAAUGAGUCCAAAAGUAGCUCGUGGCGGGCGUCCAAAACACUUCUGGUAGUCACGGCGACAUUGGGUCUUUUCACGGAAAACUUUCUGUACGGAUUCGUGGUCCCGAUCCUGCCAUACAUGAUUGAAGUUCGGCUGAAGCUGGACCCAUCAUAUACCCAGCGCCUCACGACGGAGCUAUUGUUUAUUAUGGGAUUGAUUUCCAUGCCAGCCGCUCCAAUCAUCGGCCAUCUAGCAGACAAGACCACCAGCAGGAAAAUUCCCUUGAUCAUCUCACUCAUCGGGUGCACUAUUGGAACACUUCUAGUGGCAACAACUCCUAAUCUAUAUGCGGUCUACGCUGGCCGUAUUCUCCAAGGCAUCGCUGGUACAGGAGCCUGGAUCGUUGGCUUCGCCAUGCUUACGGAUGCUGCCGGUUCAAAGCAUCUGGGCAAAGCUUUGGGUUCGGCCGGCUCCUUCAUCACUGCUGGCGUAUUGACUGGACCCGUUGUCUCUGGGGCACUCCUGCAAUGGACGAACUACUGGACGGCAUGGGCUGCCCCUCUGGCUCUUCUCGGUCUAUGCUUCAUCGCCCGGUUUGCUAUGCUUGAGGAGACUACAACAAAAGAAAUCAAGCCAUCGACGGUGGAUGACGGAGCCGUCGACGAAACAGCUCCACUUAUUGCGGCAGACUCUAGCAAUGGCGGCCAGACGAUACACGGCAACGAGGAAUCCAAGCAAGCUCCAUCACGCGGCUUCUACAGCGUUAUGUUCAGCAUAGGGAGUACGUAUGCCGCUUUGCUCAACGUCACAGCCUUUUCCAUGAUCAUAUCCGGUUUCGAUACUACGUUGCCUGUCCAUCUUCGAGAUGAGUUUGGCUGGAGGCCAGCACCCAUAGGCUCGAUAUUUCUAGGUAUUCAGGUACCGAGUAUGAUAAUGGCGCCCAUGGUUGGAUGGCUACGAGAUCGAAUUGGCCUCCGUUGGCCAACCGCCUUGGGAUGGCUCUGCUCCGCUCCCUUAUUCUGGUUUCUUGGGGUGCCUAGUCAAGACAAUUUUCUCGGGGUCGGGGCGGGAACCAAAGGCCAAGCAGCUUUCGUAGCGACUAUCAUUGCGCUGGGCAUUAUCUGGUCGUUCGUGCGUGGAGCUGGGACCUUCCAACUUACCACCACCAUGCACGAGCUUAAGGAGAAGGAUCCCAACGUGUUCGGCCCAGGCGGAGCGUCGUCGAGAGUAUUUUCGCUCACCGAGACCUCGUUCGCCCUUGGACUCGUACUAGGGCCGCUCGUGACAGGCGCUCUGGCAGACACAGUAGGGUUCUAUUGGGCUACUACUGCUCUCGCCGUGCUGUCUGGCCUCGCUUCAAUUUCAUCGUGGAUCUUCUUCACCCACAAGGCACCUAUCAAAGAGGCAGAAGGGGAAGAAGAAUCUUGA
This is a messenger RNA of Zasmidium cellare ATCC 36951, 1419 nucleotides long. RefSeq lists its product as uncharacterized. The transcript has 10 exons. The record is from RefSeq and is a predicted model, not a curated record. The coding region runs from base 1 to 1419 and encodes 472 amino acids. Gene Ontology annotation, biological process: transmembrane transport. Lineage: Eukaryota; Fungi; Ascomycota; Dothideomycetes; Mycosphaerellales; Mycosphaerellaceae. Gene Ontology annotation, molecular function: transmembrane transporter activity.